This is a messenger RNA of Astrephomene gubernaculifera, 1315 nucleotides long. The record is from the annotation of a GenBank genome assembly. Lineage: Eukaryota; Viridiplantae; Chlorophyta; Chlorophyceae; Chlamydomonadales; Astrephomenaceae.
CGCAAGGGACAUCCCCAGGCGAGGAGGGAGGGGCAGAUGGCGGCCUUGAUGGGCCGCUGGGCGCUGCAUGCCAGGCGGGCGGUGGUGCGAGCGGCGGAGGUGCCUACGGUGCUGGUGAGCCGCGGCUUGUGCCGACCUCACCGGGCGGGGAUUGCAGUGUUAGCAACAGCUUUGACUCGGAAUCCCUAGGCUCCGACGAUGAAGAAGGGUGUGCGGUGACAUGCUGGACGAACGCACGGCUAGCUACCGCGGCAGCCCCCGGGGUUGGGGAAGGUCCGGUUGGUGGCGCCGGCGCCACGCACUGCAUGGGCGCGUCGGGCGGCAGCCUACAUGAGGAAGCAGAUGCAGCCCAUGCAGCACACCAGGAUGGCUGCCAGUCGCUAGGGACCCAGAGCCACAUGUGCGAUGCUGGACGCGCAGGUUGCAUGCAUGGAGCCCCGGAGGAGCCGCUGGAGGACCGCAGGUGCAGCCAAGCAGCCUCCACCGGGUUGCAUCCGGCGGGGGCCAGGCGCUCCAGUGACAACACGGCGCCCAACACGGCUAAAGCGGCAAGCGGCGGCGGUGCAGGCUGCCACCGCCCGCCAGCCCCGACCCAUAAACCCCUGCCCGCCUCCCUCAGGCCCCGGCGCCAUGUCCCUGGAGCCUGGCCUCCUCCCCCUCCUCCGCCUCCUCCAACAGCACGCCGGGGUCCCUUGGGGCCCUCGUCCUCCUCCGCCGCCGCUGCUGCCUCCGCAGCUAAGCGCAGCCCCAGCGCAGUCGGCCGCCCCACUGGGACUGCUGCUGCGGAGGGAGGAGCAGUCCCCCAUGCCACCAGCUGCAGCAGCGGUGGCGGCAGCGACGUCAGCCACACCACCACCACGCUCCACCGAACCGCCUCUUCCGCUGGCUCACCCGCCCUUGCACCCCAGCCCUCCUACCACCUGCAUCCGCCACCGUCUACAGAGCCCAGUGCCUCAGCUCCCACAAACCCUCAUCGCAACGGUGCUACUGCUGCAGCCACCCGUAAUACUACCACUGCUGCUGCACCCCCCAUGCUGGCCGCCAAUGCGGUGGCUGUGGGGCCACCGGCAGGCCCCGGGCCGCUGUCCUUCAGCGCUGUGGAUCUGGAGCGGCUGCGUGCGGCGGAGGUACGGCGGCGGCAGGCGGCUGACGAGGCGGCGCGGCGGCUGGCGGCGGAGCUGGCUCGCGAGCUGGAGCAGCUGGCGGGGGUGCACCGCAGGAGGGCGCUGCUCAAGUGGUGUGGGCUGCACCCCUGGCAGCAGUUGCUGGAGGCGGCGCGGCGGGACCUGCAGCAGGCGGCGCAGCACCACCGGGG